CUCGCCGCCGUCAGAACAGAGGACGGACCGCCGCGGUGGUUCUGGUCUUGGACUCGAAAAUGAAGCGAAGUCACAAUUACAGUUCCUCAGACAGCGACCUGGACGACAAUAUCGAGGUGGAGAAAGACAGCGGGGACGAGAAUGGCCAACUUGACUCUCCUCACGACUCCAUGUCACCCUCCACAACGACCCAAGUCCAGGCUCGGAAGAGGCGCAGAGGGAUAAUCGAAAAACGGCGACGCGAUCGCAUCAACAACAGCCUGUCCGAGUUGAGGCGACUGGUGCCAAGUGCUUUCGAAAAACAGGGCUCGGCUAAAUUGGAAAAGGCAGAAAUCUUGCAGAUGACCGUGGACCACCUGAAGAUGCUCCAUGCUGCUGGUGGCAAAGGUUACUUUGAGGCCCAUGCUUUGGCUAAGGAUUACCGCAGUCUAGGCUUCAGGGAGUGCCUGGCGGAGACGGCUCGCUACCUGAGUAUCAUAGAAGGUCGGGACGGAGCAGAUCCGCUUCGCGUACGUUUGGUCUCCCACCUCAGCAGCUACGCCUCUCAGAGGGAGGUGCACACUGGACUCGGACACUUGGCCUGGGGCUCUGCCUACGGGACCGCCGCCGCCCACCUCCCCCACCCCCUCCUCCUACAGCACCCGCAAGGCAGGACUCCUGCAUCCAGGAGCAGCAGUAGUCCCCCCUCUUCCUCCUCCUCCUCUUCCUCCUCCUCCUCCUCUUCCUCCUCCACAUCCUCUGCCCCCUCCUCCACUGAGGCAUCGGUGACACCCCGGCUCGGUGUGAUGACCCCCACCGAGUCCCUCAGGGUGCCCCCCAACGGCACCCUGCCCCUCAGCCUGCAGGUGCAAGCCUCCAAGCUCUCGCCGCCACUCCUCUCAUCCCUCUCCUCCCUGUCUGCCUUCCCCCUCUCCUUCAGCGCUUACCCACUGGUCACCCCAGCUGCCCUGAGCCCCGCCGGCCCCUCCUCCUCCAGCCUGUCAAAGCCUUACAGGCCCUGGGGCACAGAGAUCGGGGCCUUCUGAAACCCCCGCAGCUGGACUGAAGGCAACAGCUGAGCUGUGCCCAACGGCAAACGAGGCGGGACUACCUGGCUCAUCUUGUUUCUUCAGCGGUAAAAGAAGAAAAUGGGGAAGGGGGGGACAAACUGAUUUUAUUUUAUAAGGCGUGAGGAACAACUGGGGGGAGGUCACUAAAAGGGGGGCAGUCGCUUCAUAAUAUGUCAGCGUUCCUUUACUGCAUAAGGAAUACUAAAUAACGUUGUCAGUCAUUAACAAUAAGAAGGUUAGCUAACACACAUGUCCGGGUUGUGGAGUGAUACGAUAGCCGGGCCAUGAAUGGAUUCUCUGUCUUUGUGUGCACCCAGUCAGUGGUAAUAAAGUAUUUUGUACACCAGUCUAUGAUACUGGAUCUUCUACGUUUGUUAGAGCACGGAUGUCUGCAUUUAACAAUGUAGUUGCCGUUAACGGGAUCUGCUCCUUUCGGUGGUGUAAAAAAAAAAAAACUACGUGGAAACGUCGGCUACGCAUCUGGGAAAAGAAAAAACUAACUACUUGACCUUUGCAUCCGUUGAUCUAUUUGUAAUAUUUUUGUAUCAAUAAAUCGAGUUUUAAAAGAUAGAGAGAUAAUGGUUUUAAUGGGCUUGUUUUGCUUCUGCGGUAGUUUGUUGUGUGGCACGCUUGACCAGCUCGCU
This is a messenger RNA of Lampris incognitus (smalleye Pacific opah), 1693 nucleotides long. RefSeq names its product hairy/enhancer-of-split related with YRPW motif protein 1-like. Lineage: Eukaryota; Metazoa; Chordata; Actinopteri; Lampriformes; Lampridae. The record is from RefSeq and is a predicted model, not a curated record. The coding region runs from base 60 to 1025 and encodes 321 amino acids. Gene Ontology annotation, cellular component: nucleus. The transcript has 5 exons. Gene Ontology annotation, biological process: regulation of neurogenesis; regulation of transcription by RNA polymerase II; Notch signaling pathway. Gene Ontology annotation, molecular function: protein dimerization activity; RNA polymerase II cis-regulatory region sequence-specific DNA binding; DNA-binding transcription factor activity, RNA polymerase II-specific.